This is a messenger RNA of Lampris incognitus (smalleye Pacific opah), 1008 nucleotides long. Its product is annotated as TBC1 domain family member 16-like. The transcript is spliced from 5 exons. Gene Ontology annotation, cellular component: early endosome. The record is from RefSeq and is a predicted model, not a curated record. The coding region runs from base 1 to 837 and encodes 278 amino acids. Gene Ontology annotation, molecular function: GTPase activator activity. Lineage: Eukaryota; Metazoa; Chordata; Actinopteri; Lampriformes; Lampridae. Gene Ontology annotation, biological process: activation of GTPase activity.
AUGACGAAGAGUUCAGGGCGAGUCCUGCUGAACUACGCGGUGUUCAACCCAGACAUGGGAUACUGCCAGGGCAUGUCCGACCUGGUGGCCCCCCUGCUGACGGAAAUCCAAGAUGAAAGCGACACCUUCUGGUGCUUCGUUGGACUCAUGGAGAACACGAUCUUCAUCAGCUCACCACGCGACGAGGACAUGGAAAGGCAGCUGAUGUACUUGAGGGAGCUGCUGCGUCUGAUGUUGCCCCGUUUCCACCAGCAUCUGACCCGUCUGGGGGAGGACGGCCUGCAGCUGCUCUUCUGCCACCGCUGGAUCUUGCUCUGCUUCAAACGAGAGUUUCCUGACACCGAGGCGCUGCGCAUGUGGGAGGCCUGCUGGGCGCACUACCAGACGGACUACUUCCACCUGUUCCUGUGCGUGGCCAUCAUUGUACUGUACGGGGAGGACGUGACGGAGCAGCAGCUCGCCACCGACCAGAUGCUCCUGCACUUCAGCAACCUCUCCAUGCACAUGAACGGCGACCUGGUGCUACGCAAGGCCCGCAGCCUCCUCUACCAGUUUCGUCUCCUACCCAGGAUCCCCUGCAGCCUACAUGACCUGUGUAAACUGUGCGGUCCCGGGAUGUGGGACAGCCGAUACAUUCCCACCGUGGAAUGCUCUGGCGAACACCCAGACUCACAAAGCUGCCCCUAUGGAGGCACCUCCACCCCCCAGCCCUCUUCGCCUUCUCCGUCGCCCACUCCCACGCCUUCGUCCUCGCCAAACCUCACGCCCACGCCUCCGCCGGAGGGCAAGAAGGGCCCCAAGACUCGGGAUAUUUUCAACUUCCGGAAGCAGUCCUGAGACGGAGAUGGUGGGGAGGUGUCGCCGGUGUUCGCUGGAAUCGGCGCAGCCAAGGUUAAAUCUCCGGCCGUUCGCUGUCGCCCCACGGCUCCUCUCUCUAAAGCCUCGGCUGGUUCUUUUUAAUCAUCAUCUUGAUAAGAGUUUUGUCACUUCGUCAUUUCAUGUGGUGCA